This is a messenger RNA of Peronospora belbahrii, 723 nucleotides long. The record is from the annotation of a GenBank genome assembly. NCBI's taxonomy places the organism in Eukaryota, Oomycota, Peronosporomycetes, Peronosporales, Peronosporaceae.
AUGUUCUCACGUCGGGCACACAACCCACUACAUGUGGCGUGUCGUGCUAACGACGUUCGCAUGGUUCCUGUCUUGCUUGAGGCUGGUUUGAACCCCAACUUUCUUGACAAAAUCUCUGGCGCAACUUUUAAUUUGGAGCUUUUGUAUGAGUUGUGCCAACUGCGAGUGACGAAAGUGACGCAUGUAUUGGGGGCACCCUUGCAUGUGGCUGCAUUACACGGUCACACGCAGGUCAUUGAUCUCCUGGUAAAAUAUGGAGCUAACUUGGACAUCAUGGCUCGAUCAAGUUUUUUUUUGCGCUCCAUGCGUGUCACACCAAUCUUUUUAGCAGAUUCAGCCAACGUCGUCGAGUGCCUCAUUCAACACCAAGCCAAUAUCCUGCUGGUUCCAGGAAGUGGAAACGCUGCCAACACAACGGUGCUCCAACGAGCGCAGCUAUCCGGUCGCCGUGAACUAGCGACAUUGCUUGAGGACCCAGACAUAUUGGGUGAGUCUCAACGCGGUGUGCACAGCCGAACACCACUACAUUGGGCAGCUGUGAUGGGAAGACAUCGUGUGAUUAAUGAACUUGUGAAGUGCGGUGCUGAUGCCAAUGCUAAGGAUAGUUAUGGACGAACUCCUCUUCACUGGGCAGCUCGCCAUAACUAUGCUGAAGCAGUUGAAGAGCUUCUUGGUGUAAUCGCCGAUUACUUGCAGCUGGAUCAUGUGCGUCGUCGAGUGUGA